CUUUAACUGUCCUUGACGUUAAAGAGCUUUAAAGCGUUGAGAUUGAAUUUACGCUUGUUUUCAUUUGCCAGAGCUACAACGUGAGCCCAUAUUCUGUUCCAGAAUAUCGCUGUGCGGCCUGUCCCUCAACUCUCUGAGGAAAGCAAUGAGUCGGUAGACAUCCAGCUGAACUUUAGGGCAGAGCAGAACCACGACACACACACUGUAUUGGAGCAGCAGAAAGAACAGAGGCAGCUCCAGAACCGGUGCAAUAGCUACAACUCCCCGGACCUCGUAGUCCGCACUCUGCAGGAGGAAAAAGAUCACUUCAAGAAGGAGGCUGAGGAACUCAGAAGGAUGCUGAGAGCUCGUCGCUCAACCAGCCCUGUCAAAGGCACUUCCACCCAACGGAGUCCCACCAGACAGUCUCCUGUUAAAGGUGGAACUUAUGAUUCAGAGCUGAUGAGGGUAUUACGCGAAAGAGAUGAGUUGCAAAACAUGUUGGAUAAGUACGAGCGCCACAUGUCAGAGGUCCAGGCCAACAUUAAAGUACUCACAGCUGAGCGAGACAAGACCAGAAUGCACUACCAACAGGCUCAGGAGGAGAUAGCAGCUCUACGGCGAGAGGUGAUGAAGUCAAGAACCGCGCGAGGACCCAAGAGUAGCGUGACAGCUCAGAGCAUCCUCAAACGACUGGAGGCUGAGAGGGACGAGGCAGCUGCAGAUCUCCAUCACAUGACCACAGAGAGAGACAGCCUGAGAGAGAGAUUAAAGAUCUCUCAGGAGACAGCCAUCAGUGAAAGAGCUCACCUGGAGCAGAGGGUGGAAGACCUGCAGGCUGCUGUACUCACACUGGAACAGGAGCGUGGGGAGCAGAAAAGCAGACAGGCUCAGAUGAGGGAGACCAUGAUUGGCCUAGAGGAGGAAGUUCACACAUUAGGCCAAAAACUCAACAGCAGUGAGGAAGAGCUCGGCCGCGUUAGGAAUGAGUGCAGCAGCCUCAGACUGUCAAACAGUCAGAUGGAAAGUUCUCUGAGUGAGACUCAGCGGAGACUGACCUCCAGGAUUGGAGAGCUGCAGAACCUUCAGGACAGAAAUAAACAGCUAGAUGAGAAGAACGAGUCUCUGUUGAGGCAGAUGAUGGCGUCACGAGAGGAGGUCAGCAUGCUGCAGCACACCAGCUCAGAGCUGGACCUGCACAGAAGAACGCUGAUGGUACAACUGGAGAAGAAGAGUGAGCUGCUCAGCAUAGCGGAUGACCAGCUGGAUGAGAAGGAGAAAACCAUCAGGAGUUUUAGGCUAAAAGUUGAGGAUCUUGAAAAAACUCUAGUAGCUCUUAAGGAGACUGUGGUUGAUAGAGAGAGAGACCUGGAAGUUCUGAGGAGGAAGUUGUCAGACUCUGAAAAGGGGGUGGUAACUUUGACGAAAAUCAAAGAUGCCAUGUUGCAGGAGAACAGUCUGCUCAGGGCCGACCUUGACCAAGCGCAUCUGGACAAACAGUCCCUGCAGCUCAAGCUAGAUGAAGCUAAUCAUGAAAUAGAAGACAUUCAUAGAAAAGUACAAGAUCACAUUGCUGACAUCUCAUGCACUGAAGAUCUGCUGUCUGCUAAGGAGCGGGAGUGCCGGGAUCUGGAGGAGUCUGAAAGGAAAGUGUCUCUUCAGGCAGAAAGCUGGGAGAGGCAGUCCAGACAAGCAGAAACCACCAUCACAGAACUUCGCCUUGAGCUUAGUGACUCUAAUUCGGAGAUGAUUCGACUUAAAGAAAGGGCAGAUAGCCUUGAGAGAAGCCUGCAAGAGGCACUGAGUGCUGAGCGAAGCUGCAACAGUCAGCUGUCUCAGCUAAACCGGAAGAUGAUUAUCAUGGAGGAAGAUCUGCAUCAGGCACAGACUGAGCGUGCACAGGUGCAGGCAGACCUGGAAAAAACACGAGAGCUCUGCAUCAAACUGGAUGCCAGCAAAGAGGCUGUGCAGCAUGAGCUAGAAUCAUGUCAAUCUGAGGUGGCACUGUUGCAGAAAAAGCUGGCCAGUGAGCGUCUGUCUGUUCAGAGUCUGGAGAGCCUGCUAGUGUCUGCACGAGAAACGGAACUUCAGAGACAGCUCACCUCUCAAGAACGACAGGCUGAAACACAAAUACUCAGGGACAAACUUAGCAUGGCUGACAGCAAAGUGAGCUCUCAGAGCAGGGAAAUGGCUCAGCUGAGGACACAAUCAGCCCUGAUAGAAGCAGAUCUUGACAUGACGAAGAGUCACCUGUCCACUGAGCGUUUUGAAAGGGAACGUGCAGUGCAGGAACUGCGCAGACUGGGUCUCUCAGGUCUCUCUCCUGUCCUUUCUUCCACUAUGCGUGACUCAUCCACAUCACGUCAUCGUUCUCUGAGCCCUCAGAGAUCCUGGUCUCCAGAACGCUCUCAUCACAGCUCAGCGGACCCUCUGCUUAUGUCACACUACCCAGACAGGAGUUCGUCCUUCAAGGAACUUUAUGACUGAGUUUUACAACACAAGUAUAUUUGUGGGGAGUAUUUUGGCAGAAUUCUGUCUGAAGAAAUUUACAGUAACAUUUGUUAAAUUAAUCAAAUUUACUGUGAUUUCAUGGUCAUAUAUUUCAAUAAACAAAUGA
Messenger RNA from Triplophysa rosa, 2596 nucleotides. It is a transcript of the gene tsga10, whose product is annotated as testis specific, 10. The record is from RefSeq and is a predicted model, not a curated record. Bases 337 to 2466 code for a protein of 709 amino acids. The transcript has 17 exons. Lineage: Eukaryota; Metazoa; Chordata; Actinopteri; Cypriniformes; Nemacheilidae.